CACACAGUAGCUCAGUUAACAAAGUAUACAAAAUACUCUUCUCCUCUUGAACCACUGAACAUGAAAUGAUGAAUUCAUAAAUCGAAUUUGACUUGGUAUUUCAUGCAAUAACACCAAUUACUUUUCCAGUGUUUGUGCAAAACCGUUUGAGGGUCAACUGUGCGGGCUUUUAUUCUGAAGGGUCCAAAGCGGAAGUGCUGCUGGUGGAAACUGGCGAGUACACUGUCGCUUGUCAGCCGCCACCAGGUGAUGUGUGGGUUGUCAACAAACACAACUUUUUGCCGAAGACGGGACUAAAUUUGAGCCAAAAACAUGACCACAGACUCAACACUCCUCAAUUCGGAGAUGGAGUUACAGCAGCAGGAAGACUUGUAUCAACAGCUGUUGUCACAGACAGUAGGAAGCCUGCAGGCAGAGAAUCCAGACUCCAAAGUGAUCCGACCGCAACCUGGAAUAUGUGUAAAGACGGUGUCGGAAAAGGACAAACAGAAGGUCUUUGUCAACAUCUGUCAGUCGAACUUAGUUCCUCCCCCACCGGAACUGUCCAAAGAGGAGCUGGUGGAGUUGCUCCAAUCGGAAGAUCCCAGUGGUUACAGAGUUCCCAUGAGUCUCGGGGAGCCACACGCCGAGGUAGACAACAAUUCUCAGGGGUGCACGGCUUAUGACGUGGUCAUUAACCAGGAGUUCUUCCAGAAGUGUCAGGGGGAAGCCUUGUUCCAGCAGUUUGUUAUCAUGGUGUCUUUGGAAGGUCUAGAGAACAAAUACAAUCUCAUGCUUAGUAGAGAAUGGAAGGUGCUGAAGAACAGAAAGUUCUUAGGGUCAGUCAUCGAGCAGAACAUUCGCACCAAAAGCAAGCCAGUUAUAGAAGAGCUCCAAACGCAGGAAAACUCCUCUUCUAUUGCAAAAAGACCAGAGUUCACCUUGUUUGUAGAGCCCCCAGCUGGUGUCCCUGAGUACCUCAUAGCAGAAAUCAAGCUGCCUGGUGUGGUUUCGUCGCGGUCGCUUGUCCUUGAUGUUGGUGAGGAUCGCUUGGUGUUGACAGCCAGACCUUCGCUCUACCAUCUUGAUAUCUUCCAUUCCUUCGUGGUUGACCAGGACAUGAGCGUAGCCCAGUACAACAGUAGCACUCAGGUCCUCACAAUCACCUUGCCCCUAGUGUCAUCUUGAAGUGACAGACAUAAACUUAAGGUAUUUCUUUAAGGUGAAUAUGUUUGAUGAGUUUAUGCACUGUAUAUACUGAAAGGCACAGCACACAUGUUCACGCUAUUAAAAAAAACAAAUACAAUCAUGGGUUUAUUGUGCUGAAAUUGUAAAUAAAAGGCUACAAUUAAUUCAAAAUAGUUUCAUUGUUAUAAUUUACUUAAAGCUGCUUUAUGGCACUGGUAGGUUAGAUGCUUAGAGGGUACUCUCGUUCAGUCAUUGUGACCCGCACUUUUCUGGUUCAAAUCAGGGGGUAAUAGAACAAAAUAGCGGUGUUUGGGGUGAUUAUGGUCUUGCUCACCUGUUUAAACACUGCACGGUGGCCAUUGUGUACAAUUUUAAUGCAAAGAUAUCUCACCUGUGUACAAACAUGAAAAAUAAAAGCCGCUCAAAUCCAACAUUUCAUUCAGCAUACUAAAAAAAAAGUAACCUAAAAAAAUAACACCACAAUAGCUGGUGUUAUGUUGUAAAAAUUGACGUCGGCUUUGAAUAAAAAUGAUUGGUGUUAAUGGCUUGUCAGUCAUGGCUCUCUAUGCACAUUCACAAAAGAGAUCUUUGAAAAGUAAAUGAUUUAAAAAUAGAUGCUUUGAUUGUAAUAUACCUGUUGAAACAGUGAAUAAAAUGCUCCUUUGUUGCGAUCCCCGUAGCUGUUACCUAAUCCAAAGCAUUUUGUGUUACGCGUCCCUUUUAACUAGACAAAGAAUAAUUAUGAAAGAGGCAAAAAUAGCGUUUUUUGCAAAAAUGUUGCUUUGAAUGAGUUUUUGCAAAAUUUCUGUUGAUUUUGGGUAUAGACCUUUUAAUUGGAAGUGUAGGUCUUAGUCAGACCUACACAGAGGUUUUUGUUUCAUGUCUCUACGACAUUCCUAACGGAAGUUACAAGCAGUCUGUUUUUUGUCUCUUCCUAGGGGGCGCUAGCUUGCAAUUUUAAUUUUUGGGGUUUGGUUGCUUAAUAAGUUGGUCUGCCGCUCCAUACCGAUGUGGGAGGAACUAAGUUCGAUUAUGAUUACACCCCAAGCGGGAAUCAUACGGCUAGACAUCCUGGAAUAUAUUGUUCCACAUCUUAAAAUGUUUUGCAGACCACCACUUGCAUAUUUCAGGAACUAGGAGGGUUUUUGUAAAGGUUGAACAAGAACAGGAGUCCAUGAUUAUUUCCCUGGUUUUACUAAUGUCCUUUCACCAGGCCUCUGUACCCCGCUUCUGUCAAAUAGUCCAAGAUACAGGCUGUGAGGCAGGGGCAACCCCCAUAUUUACAAGUUUUCCCUUGAACAAUAGAAUAGAAUAUAACUCUAUUUUCAUUGCACUUUAAAAACACAACAAAAUUAGUUUUCUGUCGUUGUGACGUUGGUUUUUCUGAUGGAAAAAACUAAAUAACGUGUCUAUAUAUAUAUAUAUAUAUAUAUAUAUAUAUAUAUAUAAUUCUAAAUAUACUUUAACUUAUAAAUUUACAACAGUGGUUCUUAACCUCGUUGGAGGUACCGAACCCCACCAGUUUCAUAUGCACAUUCACCGAACCCUUCUUUAGUGAAAAAAAAAUUAUACAUUUUCAAAUACAAGACAAAGUUAUAUAUUUUUUGUACUGGUGCAAAAAAUGAUCCAUGCAUGACCAUCACCUUGUUAAAAGAACAAAACCAACACAGUACAUGAACUCACAAAAAAUUAGACACCUGAAAAUCAGUGUGACUUCUGCUGUUGCAGUAUCCAUAAUACGCCGAUAGGGAGAAGUUUUUAUUUACACGAUGAGUCAGGUGUAUUUUGACCUCCACCGAACCCCUGAGGCCGGCUCAUCGAACCCCUAGGGUUCGAUCGAACCCAGGUUAAGAACCACUGAUUUACAAUACAACAUGCUUUCAUUUUGUGAAAGUAUGCUUUUGCAGCCGUAUUUGUUGCACUCUGCUGCUACAUUCCUGCAAUGUUUUGUGACCUGCAGGCACUCUUAACAAUCACCCGACGGCGCAAUAAACGUAAAAAAAUACACAGUACGUCCAAAAAAUCUCUUAUUACCCUCAUUUUGCCAAAAUCUUCAUUAGCUUAAGACCAACAAUCACAGAGAAAUAAUGACUCGUGUGAAUUAUGUCAACUCUAGUAUCUGCCUCCAAUGUAUUUGUAAUCACUGUAUGUAGCACUCAUUAUGUAUUACUCUUAACUCAUCUUUCUUUUUGACUUAACAAGUGACAAAAAAUUGUACUUUUGUAGUUAUUUCUACACAAUAACUCCGGUAUGGUAACACUGGUGCGCACUACAAAAAAUUGAGUGAUUUGUGGUCCAGAAGAUAUUUUGCUUUAUUCAUUAUUGACGUAUUUCUUGCCACUUUGUUGUACAUUUUUUCAUGAGAUUUUAAGUAAAUUUUAUCAUUUAUUAUUACACUCAAAAUUAGGUUUAUUUUAUUUAUUCAAUGUCCAUUUAUUUGUAUUUGUGUUGACUUUCUUUUGUACUAUUACUAAAUUGCAUGAUUUUAGUUUUACUGAGUUUCAAAGAGUCUUUUUUUUGUCAAACCAUCUCUUAAAUUUAUUUUUUUCUUCUAAUUUUAUUUGUAUUAGAUUCUGUGUGUUCUCUCCUGAACAAAACACAGGCGUUGUAUCGUAUUUAUGUGUGUGUUUUUAUGUAUGUAUGUAUAUAUGUAUGUAUGUAUACGCUCAGUGAUUUCCAGCAUGAAACUGUUAUAUGAUGCCAACUGUGCAACAAAUCCAGUCAUGAAAUUUCCUCGGUCAUAAAUAUUCCAAAGUCAA
Messenger RNA from Nerophis ophidion (straightnose pipefish), 3926 nucleotides. RefSeq names its product PIH1 domain containing 1 (gene pih1d1). The record is from RefSeq and is a predicted model, not a curated record. Gene Ontology annotation, cellular component: R2TP complex; cytoplasm; ribonucleoprotein complex. The coding region runs from base 313 to 1167 and encodes 284 amino acids. Lineage: Eukaryota; Metazoa; Chordata; Actinopteri; Syngnathiformes; Syngnathidae. The transcript is spliced from 11 exons. Gene Ontology annotation, biological process: box C/D snoRNP assembly; rRNA processing.